Messenger RNA from Callorhinus ursinus (northern fur seal), 2053 nucleotides. RefSeq names its product phospholipase D family member 6 (gene PLD6). The record is from RefSeq and is a predicted model, not a curated record. Lineage: Eukaryota; Metazoa; Chordata; Mammalia; Carnivora; Otariidae. Gene Ontology annotation, molecular function: RNA endonuclease activity producing 5'-phosphomonoesters, hydrolytic mechanism. Gene Ontology annotation, biological process: piRNA processing. Gene Ontology annotation, cellular component: mitochondrion.
AUGGAGCGGUUACGGUGGCAGGUGGCGGCCGUGGCGACCUUGGGUCUCGCGCUGGCCCUGGAGGCGCUGCCCUCCGUGCUGCACUGGCUGCGGGCCGGGCGCCGGCAACAGCGGCGGAGGCCGCCGCGGCGCGAGGUGCUCUUCUUCCCGUCGCAGGUGACCUGCACCGAGGCCCUGCUGCAGGCCCCGGGUGAGGGGCCGUCGGGGCCCCCAGCGGGCUGCCUGUGCAGCCUCCCCCACGGCGAGAGCUCGCUCAGCCGCCUGCUGCGCGCCCUGUUGGCCGCCCGCGCCAGCCUCGAGCUCUGCCUCUUUGCCUUCUCCAGCCCGCAGCUGGGCCGUGCGGUGCAGCUACUGCACCAGCGCGGGGUGCGCGUCCGGGUCAUCACCGACUGCGACUACAUGGCUCUCAACGGCUCGCAGAUCGGCCUGCUCCGAAAGGCAGGCAUCCAGGUGCGGCACGACCAGGACCUCGGCUACAUGCAUCACAAGUUUGCCAUCGUGGACAAGAAGGUGCUGAUCACCGGCUCCCUCAACUGGACCACCCAGGCCAUUCAGAACAACAGAGAAAACGUUUUGAUUAUGGAGGAUGAGGAGUACGUGAGGCUUUUUCUGGAAGAAUUCGAGCGUAUUUGGGAAGAGUUCAAUCCUACGAAGUACACCUUUUUCCCACAGAAGAAGCAGAGUCACUGAAGGGUGCUCGCUCCUCCAUCUGCGGAGCGGGAGGGAGAGUGGUGUCCAGUAUCACGACUUUUGGUACCCGGAGUCGUAAGCAGACCCAAAGCUACAAAGAGCGGGGCUCAGACCGGCCUGGGCCGCGUGCACCGCCACAGAAACCUUAGAAAACGGCCGCGCGCACUCGGUUCUCGCUCGGCUCGGCACUAAAGCGAACUUCCCUGCAGCACCGAGCCGCUGUUUCGGGCCAGCUUGUUUCCCGCCGCAGGCCCCGCCGGGCAUGCAAGCUGAGCCCCCCAGCCUGAUUCUAGAAGAGCCUCUUGCUUUGGCCGACUCCCAUCAGCGCCCGACCCUGUCCCCAGCAGGGGCUCCCAAACGCCUGCCGCUUCUCCCCCUGGCCUGGCCGCUGCCAUGAGCCCCCCUGUCCCCUCGUGUCCGUCUGCUCUGACCAGCUCCUCGGGGGCUGACUGGCGGUUUGAGUCUGAAAGGGCAGGAGGAGAAGAGGGGUGCCGGGCAUGGCGGGAGCGGGGAGCUGCCUUCCAGGCCCCCUCGUGAGCAUCACUGGCCCCCCCCGAAGCGGGCAGGUGAUGCUCUGACCCGGGUCCCCUUGCAUGACGACCCUUUACGACAAAUAACGCGUGAAGAUGUUCAUCCUCCGCCGCUUCAAGUGCAAGGUCUGUCCGCAAGGACUGUAAGCGGCCAGAAGCUGCCUCUGUUUCCCUCCGUUAUGCCUUUCGUUGUCAACAUUCUCACAUUCAAGAUGAUUUUGGGCGCUUAGAAGUGACCUUCCCUGCACUACCCAUGAACUUGGCUCAUUGGCAGUUUUGGCUCAGCGUAGUCCGUCAUGAGUUACCCGACCAUCUGGGGAGGAAACCGGGAGGGCGGCCGGUUUCGGGCUGUGGCACCUCACGGAUCUCUUCCUACGGUCAGCUCUGGGAUUUGCUUUCACCGGUAAUGAACCAUCUGCUGUACGGUUGUGAAGUGGUUACAGACUGGUUUUUCAUAACACGUAUCUUUAUAUGUCGAUAGCUCAAAUGACCUCUGAACGACGGUUCUGCCAUCGUGUCAUGUUUGUGUGUCAUAUGCCGUGUGACUUGUCCUGACGUCCCUCACGCCCACGGAGCCGCCCGCAGAGGGCCUCCGGUGCUGCAUGUUUUUCCCGUUUAAAGUUACCUUCGACUUACUGUGUUAGGCAAGUAAACCUCAAGUUAAUUUUUCUGAUUUAAUUGAAGCUAUAAAGUAUAACAUAUAGAUUGGAAAUAAGAAAUGCUUUUGCACUAAACGUGUUUUCUCACCUGUGUGUUCCAACAGUGUGUGCUCUGAAGGGCAGCAUGACAAGUGGUAGAAUGUGUCCCGAAUGAUGAGGCCGGGUGGUCCUGGA